Molecule: messenger RNA, 2277 nt
Organism: Myripristis murdjan (pinecone soldierfish)
Lineage: Eukaryota; Metazoa; Chordata; Actinopteri; Holocentriformes; Holocentridae
Gene: clpb
Product: ClpB family mitochondrial disaggregase
Exons: 16
Coding region: 1-2037 (678 amino acids)
Biological process (GO): cellular response to heat
Cellular component (GO): mitochondrion; cytoplasm
Molecular function (GO): ATP binding; protein binding; ATP hydrolysis activity
Source: RefSeq, a predicted model, not a curated record
AUGUUAUCAUCGGUACCGACCAGGCUGAUUGCCCGAAGGUCGCGCAGCCUGUCACCGUGCAGCCGCGUGCUUCAGACCAGCGCCGGUGGUGCCUCGUGCCAGGCCAUCCGGGAGACACCGGCAGAGACCAACCGGAACCCCAUCGUCUCCACCUCCCGGGUCUCCAGGAGGGGCAUUUUAGCCGAGGAAGCUGCCAGUGCCAAUGUGAACCCAGCGGUGCAGUACCACCACCUCGCCCCUAGGUGGCUCUCCAACCUGGAGAAUCGUCGCAGCUCCUGGGCUGCUCUGGCCAGCAGGGGGCGCAAUAACAACAAGUACUGGGAGGAGAGCAGGCAGAGGCAUGAGGAGGACGGCCGGGGUCACGGCGGGGGGCCAAACCCGUAUGGAGUGGCUUCUGCUGGGGUGCUGUCAGCUGCAGCCGUGGCCUUCUGCCUGAAGAAAGACUCUGACCACAAAGGUGAUGCGCUUCUGGAAGCAGCAAGGACCAAUAAUGCUGAAGAUGCUGCCAGGCUGUUGCGUGAGGGGGUUGACCCCAACCAACGCCACCGUCUGGGCUGGACUUCUCUCAUGGUUGCUGCCAUGAACCGACAACAUAGUGUGGUGAAGGUUCUGCUUGAAGCCGGUGCCGACCCAAACGCCGGAGACCACUUCAACAACGUUUAUGACACUUCACGGGAGAAAGGCAUCCACUCACUUGAGGUCCUGGUGUCCAGAGAGGAUGAAUUCAGCAGCAGGCUCAGCAGCAGGGCUGGUUUCCGUGGUUGCACGGCGCUUCACUACGCCACACUGGCCGAUGACCCUCGCACCGUCCGCAUGCUGCUGGAGGCUGGUGCCAACCCCCUGCAGAGCAAUGGCUUGGGACACACACCACGGGCGUAUGCAAAGGAGGGAGAGCUGAACACACUCCUGCAGGAGUGGGAGGGCAAGUUCCAGGAGGCGCAGGCCCGCAGGGAGGCGGAGGAGAGAAGAAGGUUCCCCCUGGAGAGGAGGCUGAAGGAGCACAUCAUCGGACAGGAAGGGGCCAUCAAUACCGUAGCCUCAGCCAUCAGGAGGAAGGAGAAUGGUUGGUACGAUGAAGAGCACCCCCUCGUCUUCCUCUUCCUCGGCUCAUCAGGAAUCGGAAAGACAGAACUGGCCAAACAGGUGGCUCGCUACAUGCACAAGGAUAUCAAAAAGGGUUUCAUCCGGAUGGACAUGUCGGAGUUCCAGGAGAAACACGAGGUGGCGAAGUUCAUUGGUUCCCCGCCGGGAUAUGUGGGACACGAGGAAGGGGGUCAGCUGACCAAACAGCUGAGGGCAUGUCCUAACGCUGUCGUCCUGUUUGACGAAGUGGAUAAAGCCCACCCCGAUGUCCUCACCAUCAUGCUGCAGCUGUUUGAUGAGGGCCGGUUGACAGACGGUAAAGGGAAGACCAUCGAGUGUAAGGACGCCAUCUUCAUCAUGACGUCCAAUGUUGCAAGUGAUGAAAUUGCCCAGCAUGCACUGCAGCUCCGCCAGGAAGCUGAGGAACUGAGCCGCAGAAAGCUGGCCGACAGCCUCAAUGAUGUACAGAAGAGUGAUGACAUCAAAAUCUCACGGCAGUUUAAGGACUCUGUGAUUCGACCGAUCCUAAAGGCCCACUUCCGGAGGGACGAAUUCCUGGGUCGGAUCAAUGAGAUCGUUUACUUCCUGCCCUUCUGUCACUCAGAGCUGCUGCAGCUGGUCAGCAAAGAGCUCACCUUCUGGGCCAAGAAGGCUAAGCAGCGCCAUAACAUCACUCUCCAGUGGGAUCGCCCAGUUCUUGACCUGCUGGCUGGAGGAUACAACAUGCAUUAUGGAGCACGCUCCAUCAAACAUGAGGUUGAGCGGCGAGUUGUCAACCAGUUAGCCGCAGCGUACGAGCAGGAGCUCCUGCCCAAAGGCUGCACCCUGCGUCUCUCCGUCCAAUCAGAGGGCGAGGAGGAGCGCAGCACACCCAGCCUGCGCCUAGAGGUGGUGGGAGAGGACAGCUCACCGAGAACACUGGACAUCCGCCCACCACUCAGCCCUGAGCACUGACACAGUCACACAGGCACACGCACACACACACACACACACACACACACACACACCGGGAACCGGACACUGACACAGAGACACACGCAUACACACACACACAUAUUCACAAGGUAUGCAUACAAACUCAUGUGCACACAUCAGUCACCAUCAUCAUCCUCAUCCUCCUCAUCCUCUGUGACAUCAAGGAGUGUAAAGGCUGUCUGAUGAGAUCUCUAAUAAAUUACCUCUCUUAUGAACAAA